Molecule: messenger RNA, 3423 nt
Organism: Brassicogethes aeneus
Lineage: Eukaryota; Metazoa; Arthropoda; Insecta; Coleoptera; Nitidulidae
Source: the annotation of a GenBank genome assembly
GUGAUAGUGAAGCAAACCUAACAUAAGUUAAGGUAUUUGUCUUAAGUGGUCGCAAUUGUUGUAUGGAAUGUUAGUGUCAUUAUGCGCCCCAAAGAACAGGACCGGCCUUGAGUCGGGUAGCGCAAUAUGCGAUCACCCAAUCGCAACCCCACGGCCGCUCACAGAGCCGGGCGGAACUUUGAGCCAGAAUUGCGUUUGCACUACCUGUCGCCAGGAGCCUUUACAGUUCUGCCUCCAGAAAAUCCCCCUCCACCAGAACCACCUGCUGCACCAGCCCCGUACAGGCUCACCCCAACUACAAGGCACAAUAGAAACCAGGCUUUUUCUAUAAUAGCAGAACCAAAUGAAACAGGUUCGAGAAGUUCUUCGCCAUCAGGAAGAGUUAGUCCUUUUAGAGGACGAGGUUUUAAUCCUACCGGCUCUAGACAUGCUUCCCCAGCUCCUUCCCCACCUCCAGAGGACGCCAGGCUUACACCAAGAAACCUUUCGCCACGAAGAAGUAACAAUUCAAGAAUACCGACUCUAUCAAGGCGAGGAAGUAAUUCUGCUUUUGGCGAAAAGGUUAGCCAUAUAGCAUCACCAAGGAAAAGAGUAUUAAACUCGCAGUUAAGCCAAAGUUUAUCGAAUUUGGAGAAAGAAGCAUACAGCAACAAGCAAAAUCCACCUUCUACGAUUUUAAAAAAAACCUUUGGUCAUAGCAAACCGCCUGCUUUUCAACAGUUAUCACCUAUUGCCGGCAGUUCUCCGGAGCCAAGUCAAUCCCUGUCUUCCCCUUCUAGGAUUCCACAAAGUCGCAGCCAGCCUGGUAGUAGAAUUACAUCACCAACAAGACCUUCCCAUGGUGCAGCUGCAAAACCUCCAAUUUCAUCCAGAAACACCUCCAGGGUGGCUUCAAGAAGUACCUCAAGAAAUCCAUCGAGGAAUGCAUCAAGAAAUGCCAGUCGGGAGCCAAGUCCCACUAAGAAUCCUACAUCACCCACCAGAAUAUCUGUUAAAAAUUAUAGAAAUGUACAAGCUAAAGUUAAUAGUUUUAAAAGUGCUAAACCCAAAGUGCCUCCAAAACCUUCCACUACUAGUGAUCAAACGGACGAUUCGGACGUUACCAAACCACUACCACCUAAAAGGCUAGUUAAAAAAGAUAGUGUUAAAAAGUUAAGAACAACGUCCAAUAGCAAUAUAUUGGCUAAAACUGCCAGCAACAAUAAUCUUGCUUAUGUAAAUAAUAAUACAAAUAGGAAUUCUAACGAAUCUAAUAAUAAUGCUGAUAAAAUUAACUCUACAAUUGUAAGACAUCCUGAUAACAAAAAUAAAAAUAUAAGUGCUAAGACCAAUAAUAGUAGUAGUAAUAAUAAUAAUGUUAACAAAUCCGUUGCCAAUAACAAUAAAAUAAGUGAAAAUAAAAAGACCCAACUCAACAAAAGUGAUACAGACACAAGUGAAAUAACUACGCACAACGAUAAAUCAAGUGCCGACGAACUAAAGAAAACUAACACCACCCCAAAACUAACCGAUUUGUUACCCUCUACAACCAUUGUGGUGUCCAGCACUACGACCACAAUAACCCAACCCCUUAAAAUUGAUGCCAAACUAGAUUCAACUAUAAAAUACGACAAACCAAAACCAGUAUCGCCAAUGGUAGAUGGCAGGGUGCUAAGUGCUACCAGCGUUUCCAAUGCUAUGAACCGCAUGAACGAUUCUGUUCUUAAUACACAAACCCUAAUCAAAGAUCACGGUUUAUCGUCGAAAAUAACAGCUGCUAAUGCUAUUGUAUCAAUGGCAAACGAAAUCAAACCAACAAAUCCAGCGUUGGACACCAAGAACGCUACCACGGCCCUACCAACCGUAGAACCAACAAACACCAAACCCAUAGAAAAUAAUCACAAACAAGUUUCAAGUGUUGGAAUUCUGGACUCAAAGACGUUAGAGAAACACGUGCAAAACAACAUGAACAAUGUUGGCCACGUCAUGGGGAAUUCGGUUAAAAAAAGCGUUAACGAUAGGAUUAAGGAAGCUAGGACAGUUGUGGCCGCGGAUGUUAAACCAAUACAAAUAUCCGUUGAAGGAAAGCCUUCAGAUGUUGAAGUGCAAAGUGGCAACGUGAGGUUACCUGUAAGCGCAACAAAUGGACUCAGCGAAAGGCCAGGUCUACCACCAUCAAACCAAACGCCCCCAAAUGAACCAGAAGCAGCGAAACCUUCACCCAAAUCCAACCCAUGUACAAGAUUUUUAGCAAAAUUGCCUUGCAAGAGCAAAUCAGCAUCAAAACCUGUGGAACCAAAAUCCGACCAACGUGAAGAGGAUGGAAAAACUGGCUGCUUCAACUGCCGAAAGAAGAAACCUGCAAUGGAGCAGGUCAGAAUCAACAUUGAACCGAAUGAAGACGAUCCCAAACCAAAAUUCAUGGAUAGACUGAAAUGUUGCGGAAAAAAUAAAGUCGGCGAUACUACAGGGUGUUUUUCCAAGGGAAAACGGAAAGAAAGUUGGACUGAAAGGCGCGACAGCAUACUAAGCGAUCCGCCACUACCAAAAUCAAAAUGCAACGAAUUUAUGAGAAAAGCUUUUUGCCUUAAUUUAUGCUGCAAAAAAAAAAUAUCCGUAGGAGAAGAAAUUAGCAGGAAAGCUUCCCUAAUGAGCAGCAAAAAAAAGAGUUUAACUCCGACCACAUUGCCUCCCCCAGAAGAAGUAAAACCAAAGUUAGACGUAAGCCUUGUGGAAUACACCUCUCAUAUGAAAGGAGCUAUUCCAGUCCUACCAAUUUAUUUGGCGUGGUUUUGUUUAGUUAUGAAUUGUAUAGCCCCUGGUACAGGUACUGUGUUCAGUGGACUUUUUUGUUUAUGCCUUGGAAUCCCAAGAUUUUCUCAAAAAGACGGAGCAAGGCCAAGGAUCGGGGCCUUAAUCAUUAAUUUAUUCAUUGGCGCAGGACAAUUUUUUACCGUCCUGUUUUGUUUAGUAGGCUGGGGAUGGUCGAUAUGGUGGGGCGUCACUAUGGUAAAAAUAUCAAAAAAAUUCAAAAAACUGAAACUAUUAGAAGAAAUGGAGGAGCAAGCUGAAAUACGCUCUGAACAGCGUGCGGCAGCUUUGAAUUCAAGAGGCACUAAAGAUUUGGAAAGAUUAAAAUAAAUUUUAAAUUUUCUGAAAAAAUUGUUGAUUGUUUAAUAAAAAUCUUUUGGUGAUACAACUUGGUAUCAAUAUUUUGAAAAAUUGUUAUAAACUAACUAUAUAAAAUGUAAACAUCAUUUUUGCUGGCCAAAAAUGAUCAUUGUAUUAAAACUGUAGAUACAUAUUAAGUGCAACCUAAAUGAAUAAUAAAUACCACUAUUUUUUGUAAUAAAAUUUGUAGAAAAAUAUUGUAGAUUAAGGUGAAGGUUGUUAAAUAUAUGCAAUCUAUUAAAAAUAUUAAAAUUAACUUUAUAAAUUUGUUAA